AUGAUUAUUUAUCAUUUAAUUCAUACAAACCCUUAUUUCAUCUCAAAUAUAUCAAAAGGAUAUUUUAAUGUUUCUAACAUAUUUAAAUUUGUUCCAUUAUAUCGCAAAUUAAACUCUUUCUAUACAACAACUAAUCGAUGUACAAAUAAUAUUUUAAAAAAUCAUAAUUUAAAUGAACCAACUUCUACCAAAAAUACUAAUUCCUUCGAACAAUCGCAUAAUAUUCAGGAUUCCAUAACAUUAGCUGAUGAUUCCUCAACUUUGAAUUUGAACCAGAAACAACUUUGUAGAAGCUCUCACAAGAACUUUCUCCUCUACUCAUAUAAUAACUUUGAUUUCGAUACAAUAAUAAAGAUAAAUAACCACGUUCUGGCACCAUAUCAGACGUCACCUAAAAGGAAAACAGAACUUCAUAGAAAACAGUAUUUAUCAAAAUUCCUAAAAUGUAUAUCGAAACAUAACCCUCAGUCUGACCAUGAGAUGCUGAGUAGAUGGUUAAUAAGAUGUAUCGAUUUGUUGACAUCGCAUGAUAUGUACUCAAUGUUAAGAGUACGAUAUAUACUGAACUAUGAUAACUCAUUUGAAACGCUGAGAUCAUCGUAUGGGAUUGACACUUUGGAGAAAUUCUCAAACGUGCAGAGAGCCAAGGAAAUUCGUGAAAAGGUUCUGGAAGAAAAGGCCUCUAAAAAUAAAACCGCAAAAAGAAAGUUAUUGAUGAGAUACCUCAAGAUUAAUAAAGUAAAGUUCCUUAGAGAUCAUAACAUAACGAAAGCUGUAUAUGAAGCAAGCAUCGAGUGGAAUGACGAGAAUAUAAAUAAAAAGAAGAUGGAAGAGUCGAGAUUCGCAUUCAUAUAUAACUUGCCAUUUAUUGAAUUUGAUCACUUGAAGGGAAAAUUGAGCGAUGUAUUAUCUAAGUUCGGUCCACUGAAGAAUAUUGAGAUUAUUGACGACAGAGUACCGCCACUGGCUAGAUUUGUGAACCCAAACAAUAUGAGUAAAAACCAUAAUUAUGAUCCAAAGGAUAAAUAUUCACCCUUGUACGCUAUAGUUGGUAUGUUAUUUAAAUUAUUAGAAAGUUUAGAAUUUCAAAAUCAUGAGGACAGAAACUCACUUUGCUCAUCAAACAUUAGAGUUUUCGGAAUUCUGUUCUUUGGGAGGAUGAUAUACCCAGAAUUUGCUGAAUAUAAACAUAGUCUUAUAACAGCAAUUUAUCCUCCGUUUAAGAAAAUGUCAGGAGCACUUCAGUUUAUAGCAAACACUUUGGUGGAUAUAUAUGACGAUUCUGACUAUGAAAACCAAACUCACGAAUUUAGUACAUGUAAAAUAACGCCGUUGGUAAGGAGAAAGAAGAAAAACAAUAGUUCAAUGGUGGUAACAGCGGAAAAGAAUAUGAAAGACUUAAACACACAAGAGGAGAACAAACAAAUUGAAGAUAAUCAUAUAGACCCAGGAAUGAUAGAGGAUAUAAAAAAGGAUUCUUUAACAGAUUUGGACCCUCAGUGGAUAGUUUUAAGGUUUAAUAACUUCAAAAAUGCAUAUUACGCCAGACAAAAAUUAGUAGAACAGAUAUCAAGUGAGCCGAGAAGUUUUGUAUCAUUUGAUACAAAGAGAUCAGUGUUCCAUAAUGGCGAGUAUAUUGAUCUACCACUGUUCCGAUACACCCAAGAUAAUGAAACGGACAUAACAUAUACAAAUGUUGCUAAAAUUCAAGGAGAAUAUGAUUAA
Theileria annulata is the source of this 1725-nucleotide messenger RNA. RefSeq lists its product as uncharacterized. Lineage: Eukaryota; Apicomplexa; Aconoidasida; Piroplasmida; Theileriidae. The record is from RefSeq and is a predicted model, not a curated record. Bases 1 to 1725 code for a protein of 574 amino acids. The transcript is spliced from 7 exons.